Molecule: messenger RNA, 919 nt
Organism: Panicum hallii
Lineage: Eukaryota; Viridiplantae; Streptophyta; Magnoliopsida; Poales; Poaceae
Product: germin-like protein 1-1
Exons: 2
Coding region: 147-803 (218 amino acids)
Biological process (GO): plasmodesmata-mediated intercellular transport; regulation of root development
Cellular component (GO): plasmodesma; cell wall
Molecular function (GO): manganese ion binding
Source: RefSeq, a predicted model, not a curated record
CAUCUUGGACCUAUCCAUUUCGGAGGCCCUCGGGGAUAUAUGCAAAGCCUACAAGUACGGCCCUUCCUCUGUUCGUUUCCAUCACUAGUCGGCCACCUGCUGAUAGCAAUCUGCUGGUAGCUUCAUCCAGUACCGAGCGACCGAUCAUGGCAAGGAUCCACCCCUAUGUCGCCGCGGCCUGCGCCGUCGUGCUUGUGCUCGCCGCUCCGACCGUCGCUGUCGACCCUGACAUGCUCCAGGACGUCUGCGUCGCUGAUCGGGCCUCCCCGAUCAAGAUCAAUGGAUUCCCGUGCAAGGCGAACGUGACAGCGGAUGACUUCUUCUUCGCGGGUCUCAGGAACCCCGGAAACACCAACAACCCGGCGGGGUCGGUGGUGACGGCGGCCAACGUGGAGAGUUUCCCGGGCGUGAACACGCUGGGCGUCUCCAUCGCGCGCAUCGACUUCGCCCCGGGUGGCCAGAACCCGCCGCACACGCACCCGCGCGCCACUGAGAUCAUCUUCAUCCUCGAGGGCACACUCGAGGUUGGAUUCAUCACUACUGCCAACAAGCUCUUCAGCAAGACCAUCACGAAGGGGGACGUCUUCGUCUUUCCCAGGGCUCACGUGCACUUCCAGCAGAACCGGGGCUAUGGCCCCGCCACAAUCAUCUCCGCCUUCAAUAGCCAGCUUCAGGGAACUCAGGCCAUCGCCAUGACGCUCUUUGGCGCCACGCCACCGGUGUCUACCGACAUCCUGGCUAAGGCCUUCAAGAUCGGCAACGCGAAGGUGGACGCCAUCAAGGGCCGAUUCACACCCAAGUAGAAGCCUUCCACCGCAUGCCCUAGUGGAUUUCCAAAUAAAUGGCUCAUACUGGUUGACCAAUAUGUAUGAUGACUCAUGAGCGCUAGAGACCGUAUCUCGCGAAACUGAAAGUAUUU